UGUCAGCAUUCACCAUGAUGACUGCACGUUUCUUCUCAGGGGCCUCCCUCUUUGCUCUGCUGAUUGUGGACAUCUGCUGCCUUCCUGUUAAUAAGAAAGGCUUCAAUCCUGGUGCUGGGUCAAACAGUGGUCCCACUAAAGGCGUAGCACAGCCAUCUCAUCCGGCUGCACCACAGCCGGGGGCCAGUGUCCCUCAGCCUGCAGCACACAGCGGACCGGCACCGUCUGUUGGGUCUGGUUCUGCUUCUGGACCUUCUUUCUCAGGAUACAGGGAUGCUUCAGUGGGACCAAACCCUGCUGUCUCUACUGCUGCUCUUCAACCUGCUCCACACAAUUUCAAGUGGUUUGUUGCACCUCCCAGUUUCCCUUCUGAGCGUGAGGAAAUGCCCACUGCAGUACGCGCCGUUGCUUCCAGUAAACCUCAGCAUGUGAGUCCACCACGACCAGUGUACCAGGCUGGAGAGUUGUCCCACUAUGAGCACAACUUUGAGCAUGGCAACUAUGAGGGCGAGACUGAGGAACUUGGCUCACUUCCUCCUCCUCCUCCACCACCUUAUGCCAUGGAUGAAGAGCCUACUCCAGAAGGCUACACCAGUGAACCUCGGCCAGACCCCAACAUGGGUGCAGGUUAUUGGCUCCCUUAUCCUUACGACAUGAUGUUCCUGACUGGCCAGUAUCCUCCAGGCACAUACACUCACUCCAGCAGCAGCUACGAGCAGGGCAGAGACCACUGGCAAGACGAUCACUAUGUGAGAUACCACGAUCCCUACUCCGGUCCUGCACAGCAGAUGGUGAUCCCCACUGGUGACUCUGCAGCCCUUGAGAGCUAUGAGGAUCCCAACACACCUGUGAUGGCUGGUUACGGACAAGGUGGCUCCUAUGGAGGCUUUUGGGCAGCCAGGCCACAGCCAAGCUGUUGGUCACAGCGUGAAGGGUGGAUACUAAAAUGUGGAUCCCUACAGUGUGAACAGAUUUCUGAUUAAAUAAUUUGUCUAAUCCUA
Molecule: messenger RNA, 1001 nt
Organism: Plectropomus leopardus (leopard coralgrouper)
Lineage: Eukaryota; Metazoa; Chordata; Actinopteri; Perciformes; Serranidae
Source: RefSeq, a predicted model, not a curated record